Molecule: messenger RNA, 1950 nt
Organism: Penicillium argentinense
Lineage: Eukaryota; Fungi; Ascomycota; Eurotiomycetes; Eurotiales; Aspergillaceae
Exons: 1
Coding region: 1-1950 (649 amino acids)
Source: RefSeq, a predicted model, not a curated record
AUGUCUCUAAAAUACUCUCGCUACCAGCCGACAACUCCACCGCAUCUUCCUCUUGAGGAAUGUAUUGGUUCGGCACACAGUCGGAAUGCAUCCAAUUCGUCCAUCUAUUCUAGUGAAUCAUCGCCCUGGUCGACAGUGACGGGAGACACAACCCCGACCACAUCGCCAACUCGUCAUCACCAUGGCCCAGCUCUUUUGCCGAAGAUCCGGCCGCAGGACGUGGUCAUUGAGCCUGUAUCUGCCGGUGGACCACUUCGGCACCGUCGUGUUUUGUCCAAUACACGAAACCCUCCUGGAUUUGUUCCGUACCCUAGUCGGCCUCCAAUUCAACGCAAUAGAGUGGAUACCAGCGAUCAAGCGCCUUUGGUUUCUCCAAUCUCUCCAAUUGUGACUACUGGCUACGGCAGCUCGUCUGCUUUAUCAUCCCCGGUGGCCAUCACUCCGUCCCACGAGCGGAAAUCUGGUGGAGGACAUUCUCGUUCCGUUUCCACUUCUAGCAUUGACGAAGCUACCUUGAACCGAUAUGGCUAUCCCACCUACCGGCACCUUCCCGGAUAUACUCCCCAGAAGCAGGCCCAGACCACACCCUGUACACCUUGCACCCCAGUGACCCCGGUGACACCGAAUAUUGUGGUAUAUCCAUCAUACUCUCAGAGAGCACCAACGGCCGAACCAUCUCAGCAUAGUCCUGUGCGCCCACUGCACCCUUUGACUGUCCCAACACCUCAGUACAACUACAAGCAGACAUCUGGAACGCAACGAUCUCCACGGCCUCUACCAAGCCCUCAGCAGGAUUUGACCUCACCAUCAACCAACCUGAUGUCCUACUUAACUUCCCCUACUCAGGCCAUUAAUCUUGUCCGCAAUGUGAGCGUUGUUCCAACUCGGGGUAUGCACGACUAUUUCUGGUGGGAUAUUCGUCAUCUUCGCAGCUGGACAUCUUUCUCACUCUCCACAUUUGAUUCGAUCCCUGGACUUGCCCAGCUCAUGCGGACUGAGAUACCGGGAAAUCUCGCUCCCCCUGUUGCAGUGACACCCUCGCGUCUAGCACCCGAAUCCGAACCUGCCCUCGUUAGUCUCAUUCGAGACCUCUAUGCGCCACGAGUCAAUGCUGCUCUGAGAGUAUCUCAGGGUCCAGACCAUCUCCAGCUGUAUGCGGCGCCAGAUAUGCGACACACGGGCCACAAGAAUCACGGCCACCCUCACUUCCUAGCAAACUAUGCUUCAGAUACGGAUCGUACCUUGGCAGGAUUACCCCGUGGUCGUCUGGUGGGCAUCGUCAAAAGUUUUGAUCGUUGGAAUACUGGAAUGCGCAAUGAGGCACCGCACCGCCGUGUCGAGUACCUGAACGGCCUAGCCCACCUACAGCGGUGCAUGCGUGAACACUCCUGCCGAUACGGUUUUAUCAUCACGGAAAUAGAACUAGUCUGUGUACGUGCCGGCUGUGACGUCGGCGGCGACAUCCCAUACUUCGGACUCCUCGAAGUAGCCGCCCCGAUCCCCCUCAAAACAGCAACAACACCCCCACCCCCAGCCCGCGAAGCACCGCCUCUCGCAACUCCGAUCAGUGCGCGAUCUUUCUCCUCGUCUUCUUACGCAUCAUCCACGCACUCCCGCCACGGGUCCCCUGAGCCCGAGGCGGAUGAUGGGUACUCAACUCCCAUGACUGCCAGUUUGGCACUAUACUUCCUGCUCAUGCUGUCAAAAUCCCAACCACUCCCGGAUCAACCGUCUGCCCACCUCAACGUCGGUGGACCCGGUGCUCUAACUCGGCAGCGUAUUCUGCCCGAGGCGAAGGACAAAUGGAUUCCCGAGCCACAGAUCGGUGAACGCCGCGAUGCUAAGCGCGUUCGUGGAUGGGUCUGGCCUCAGGAUGCUUGGCAUCGUCGGGAGGGCGGUGGUGCUCCAAGAUCACGAAACGCGGAGGCCAAGAAAAAGUGGCAUAAAUAA